AUGCUACAAGCACUCAAAAAACAAGUACAUACAAUUGUCCACAAACAAGCAAUGUCUACGAAAUCAGCACACUCAUCAAUCGUCGAUUACGGCGUGGUUUCACCCACACUUAACGUCCCGGAAGGAGCACAAGUUGCAACCUAUGGAGCAGGAUGUUUUUGGGGAGUCGAGCACAUGUACCGUAAACAUUUCGCUAAACGAGGUCUCAUUGAUUGCAAAGUUGGCUAUGCUGGAGGCGCCAUGACUUCCCCCACGUACAAUCAAGUUUGUACUGGUGGUACUGGUCAUGCCGAAGUUGUUCAGCUUUCAUUUGAUCCCAAAACUGUGAGCUACUAUGAUUUGACUCUCUUUUUUUUCCGCAUGCACGAUCCUACUACUCUUAAUAGCCAGGGCCCUGAUCGUGGAUCUCAGUAUCGAUCUGCUAUUUUUUAUCAUUCUGAUGCUCAGAAAACUGACGCAGAAAGGGCUCGUGAUGUGGCCCAGGAAAAAUACUUCCCAGGUGCUCGUAUUGUCACCCAAAUUGUAAAAGCCGAUAGCUUUUGGGACGCAGAAAAGUAUCACCAGAAAUACUUGCAAAAUAAUCCUGGUGGAUACGAAUGUCCAUCACAUUACCUGCGCGGUGAAUCGCAGUUAUAA
Magnusiomyces paraingens is the source of this 636-nucleotide messenger RNA. RefSeq lists its product as uncharacterized. The coding region runs from base 1 to 636 and encodes 211 amino acids. NCBI's taxonomy places the organism in Eukaryota, Fungi, Ascomycota, Dipodascomycetes, Dipodascales, Dipodascaceae. The record is from RefSeq and is a predicted model, not a curated record. Gene Ontology annotation, molecular function: peptide-methionine (S)-S-oxide reductase activity. The transcript is spliced from 3 exons.